Salvelinus namaycush (lake trout) is the source of this 814-nucleotide messenger RNA. RefSeq names its product nucleoredoxin-like protein 1. Gene Ontology annotation, biological process: photoreceptor cell maintenance. The transcript is spliced from 6 exons. Bases 224 to 814 code for a protein of 196 amino acids. Lineage: Eukaryota; Metazoa; Chordata; Actinopteri; Salmoniformes; Salmonidae. Gene Ontology annotation, cellular component: mitochondrion. The record is from RefSeq and is a predicted model, not a curated record.
CACUGGGAAGAGAGGCAGACGAAUAAAGAAUGAAGGAAUAACGGAAAGAAGGGAGAGAGGGAGAGUGAGGGAGAGAGAGAGGGAGGGAAACCACAGAGGAACAGACAAGACAAAGAGAGAUGAAGAAUAUUCGGUUUUUGGACAACCUGCGAGAAAGAAAAGAAAGAGGAGGAGCAUAAGGAGACGGAGAGAGACAACAGACUACAGUCUGAAGUAUUAGACCAUGGUAGAUUUGUUCCUGGGUCAUUCACUAGUAUGUAACAACAGAGAUCGUGUUGAGUACGAUACGGAACGGGACGUCAUGCUUCGUCUCCAGAACCGGAUCCUGCUCCUGUUCUUUGGUUCCGCAGACUGCCAACGGUGCCAGGAGUUCAUCCCCACACUUAAGGACUUCUUCAAGCGUCUAACUGAUGAGUUCUACGUGGAACGCUCCGCCCAGUUGGUCCUUCUGUACAUCAGCCUGGACCAAUCAGAGGAGCAGCUGGAGCACCUCCUCAAAGAGCUGCCCAAGAAAUGCCUGUUCCUAACCCACGAUGACCCCUAUCGCAGAGAGCUGGAGUCUAUGUUUGAGGUGGAGGAUGUACCGAGGGUGGUGGUUCUGCGUCCAGACUGUUCUGUUCUGUCUCCCAACGCUGUCUCUGAGAUAAGCAGCCUCGGAACCGACUGCUUCCACAACUGGCAGGAAUCAGCUGAGCUUAUCGACAGGAACUUCAUGCUGAACGAGGAGUUUGAUGACAAAAAGAUGCGGAGCGUCACCGACCCGAUACGCCGCCUCAAAUACAAGCCCCAGGCCUACCAGAAGAGUGUCCCCUGA